GCAUAAACAUGCGCUGAACAGGCCGUAGGCAAAGGUCACGCUGCUGGAGAAAGUGUGCAUGUGGCGCCAAACUUCUGGGACUGAAUGCUCCUCGCCAUCGGGCUCUGUAUUACAGUUGUCCUUAUGUCAAAGAUGUUUCGUAGCAGGUCCUAGGGCCGCGUUGGAACUUCCCGUCUCACCAGCUACUGAUUAUGGACAUACAUCGUUGCAGCGUCACGUUUUUCCUCCUCUGGGCGCUGGCAGCAGCUUGCACAGUCGACGCGGGGUCAUGGCCAAACAUGACGGUGGCGCAGAUGAGCGAGUGGUUCUGGGGUCCAUCCGCAGCACGACUGCCCGGGAAGGACUUCGUUGAGGCGGUGCAGGCCUCCCACCUACGCGUGUAUGAUGGGCGCGGUCGCGAACGGAAGAUCUCCAUCCUGUCAAUCGCCAGCGAGUUCUCAUUCAUGGGCGACGGAAUGUGGCAGCUGUUCCUGCAGAGCCUGCAGAACAUCACAUUUGCGCACCGUGACGGACGGCAGGACCACUUGGCGGCGCACCUGGUUGCCACCGUUAUGACACUGCCCAACGGCACCGCGGACAGCUGCACGCGCGUGUCGCAGCCCUACGGCGCGCGCUGCGUCCCCAUCACCUGCCCCAUGUUCACACACGAGAACUAUGGCUACAAAAGCCCGCCGUUCUACGCGCUGAGCUUUGCGAAGAUCCAGACAAUACUAGAUGCGCUGACACUUAACUUCGAUGUCUUCUUCCUAGAUGGAGACCAGGUGUUCUUCCGCAACCCGCUGCCGUACUUUAUGGCGCGACCCGAUGUGGACGUUAUGGUCUCUGGGGAGUGCCAGAGGCGAGACGACACGAUACCGCUGGACCGAUUCCCUCGUGUGGCCAACAACAUAGGUGUGCUUUACUUCCGCGCGCGGCCGAUGGUGGCGCGUGCGGUGGUGAACUGGAUGGCCUGGCUGGUCAACCUGGCCCAGUGGAGUAGGCCCAGUCUGGAUCAGAGUACAUUUGGUGCGGCGAUGGAGUGGAUGAGCACAGACCUUGGGACAAAGGUACUUUCGCUGUCCAUGCUCCUGGGGGAGACCUUCAGCCAGUGGUGCAUGGGCCCAUGCGGCUGCAACACCACUCGGUUGCCCAUGGGGCAGCGGGGGCAGUCACCGGGGCGGGGGCCCGACGGCAUGUGCCCGGUCGCCACGGUACGGCAGUGGGUCAGCUUUCACGUCCCCUGCGACGGCGACAUGAACCAGAAGGCCCGCACCAUGCGCGAGCUGCUGGCCAUGUACCAGCGCCUGGUGGGGCCCGUGCACAGCCUGUCCGCGCCCAUGGCCACGGCGACGUAGCGGGAGGAGGCAGGAGCGCCAACGUGCCAUUCGUAGGUGGAGCUGCAGGGGUGCAGCACGCACAUCACACACACUCUGUGACGCUCCCAUCAAGGGGCGGGUCGACAGGGCACCUUAUUGGGUGCACGCAUUGGGACCUUGUGCGGGAAAGGCUACAGGUGUCUGCCGAACUGGAUAGGUAGGCAGUAGCAGGGCUGCGGAAUGAGGAGGAUAAGUGGCAAAUAUGGGAAUGCUGGGGGGGGGGGGAAGCAUGUGACAAGGGGUGUCAGCUUUGUACAGCUGGAAAAUGGGCUGAGCCCCAUGUAGCGCAAGGGGAUGUGACGAUGGGCACCGGCGACAUGAACAGCACCCUUGCAAGCCCAUCAAGCGGGACUGGCCACUAUGCCAACGCCGUGCCGAGGCACCGACAUGCCCUGUCCCCGCCACGCCACGCCACCUUACCCACGCCACUUCACGGUCCAUGAUACCCCAAAUGCACCUCACCCACAUCCCACUCAAGCACCGCAAACGGCUAGCCGGGCUCGGGCGCGGGAUCCCGGGCCGCGACACAUGUAAGGCUCGGGGACG
Chlamydomonas reinhardtii is the source of this 1901-nucleotide messenger RNA. RefSeq lists its product as uncharacterized. The coding region runs from base 279 to 1334 and encodes 351 amino acids. Gene Ontology annotation, molecular function: glycosyltransferase activity. The record is from RefSeq and is a predicted model, not a curated record. NCBI's taxonomy places the organism in Eukaryota, Viridiplantae, Chlorophyta, Chlorophyceae, Chlamydomonadales, Chlamydomonadaceae. Gene Ontology annotation, cellular component: Golgi apparatus. The transcript is spliced from 11 exons.